Messenger RNA from Gamsiella multidivaricata, 3124 nucleotides. RefSeq lists its product as uncharacterized. Lineage: Eukaryota; Fungi; Mortierellomycota; Mortierellomycetes; Mortierellales; Mortierellaceae. The transcript is spliced from 6 exons. Gene Ontology annotation, cellular component: cytoplasm. The coding region runs from base 327 to 3056 and encodes 909 amino acids. The record is from RefSeq and is a predicted model, not a curated record. Gene Ontology annotation, molecular function: ubiquitin-protein transferase activity; protein binding.
CUGCUCCCUAUCUCCUUCCAGCCUACAAAACACACGAAUCGAUUGCUCUCUCCUUCUCCUUCUCCUUCUCAGGAACGCAUUCAGCACACACGCCUCUAUAUCAGGGGCGGGGUACAUCAGCUGGUCCUCCUUCUUCCCUUGAAUACACACUCUUCGGCGUGGUAAAAAUUCGAUUCAAGCAACUGAUACUGACAAAUCAUACGUCUGAUUUACUGGGCCCCUUUUUUUCGUACUCCAUUUUGUCAAAAAAUAUGACAAUUCCAUGAUGCUAUUGCCAUGUUUGCUAUGCUUAUCCAGAAUCAUCAUUCUGCGAACUACUGGGCGUCAUGGUCGAUAUGAUCUCAACGGACAGUCUUGGAAUCGCAGCGCCGUUCUUAUGCCACAUCAUCGACAUGGCCGCAUUACCCUCGCAGCAGACCACCAGGCGGUUAUCUCAGCAGCUGCUGUCCAAGUGUGAUCCAGGUGGAUUGGCUCGUUUGCGUUCAAAAAAGAAAAACAAGCCCGCGGCAGCAUUGAUCUGGAGUGUACUUGCAAACCGUUUGGCUGGAGAGAUGAGCUCGACCUUAUUCUCGGAGGCUGUAUGCGAAUGUCUACUCAACAACAUCGAACAUGACCCAGAUAUGUCUUGCAAAGUGUUCUCGAUCAUUGCGCUGGAAAAAUUCAGUCUGACAGGACCCUGCAAGGCGCGCAUCAUGCAGACACCUAUACGUAGACUACUGAGGGAUGUCGCAAAUAUGUCUACCAAUGGGCUGACAGACCAGAACGAGAUCUCGGGAGUGCUACAGGCAAAAUUCUGUGCAGAGUGGUCUCUUCGAAACAUCUUUCGGGACAUGACGGAGGACACUAAGGGUAUCGCAGGGAUGGACCAACGGGGCGAUCUGAGCCCAACGAUCUCUCAGGCAGUGGACGAUCUUGCAGCCAGGAUAUCUCGGCCCCCCACACCAAAAGACAGCGUCAUUAAAGCAGGUUCUUCAACACCGACAAUCAACGUGAUGCUCAACACACUGGAUGCGACCAUGCACUGGAAAAUCUCUGGGGACGGACUAUCGAUUCGAAACGACGGCUCUACGUUUGAAUCCAUUCGCGCGACCAAGAGUAUCUCUCAAGGAAAGUGGUUCUAUGAGGUGACCCUUGUCACCGCAGGCAUUAUGCAGCUGGGAUGGGCCACCGUCCACUGUCAGUUCUCGCCAGAGGAUGGCACAGGUGUCGGCGAUGACAUUUUCGGAUUUGCAUACGACGGAUGCAGGAAUCUAAUUUGGUCCGACGGCGAGUCUGAGUCGUACGGUGGAUCGGAGGCAUGGAGGCCGGGGGACGUGGUUGGGUUCUAUCUAGACAUUGACAACGCCAUCAUGGAAUGUUUCUUGAAUGGCAGGAGUCUUGGAAAGGUGACCCCGUUUGAGAUGGACCACUUUGGAGCCCAGGCCGUUUCGGGAUACUAUCCUGCGCUCUCGUUCACGUCCUUCCAGCAAGCGACCGUCAACUUUGGUGCAACGCCCUUCAGGUACCCACCAGCACUUCCAUGGAGGAACUUGAACGAUCAUGGAGCGAUCACACCGGAAAUGCGAGCGGCGAUUGUGCGGCCAAAGAACGAUAGUGUUUAUGGGCGGAUCCACGUCGACCCUGUCACUGGAAUCCGGUUGCCGUCAAUGCCAGAGGGCGAUACCGAGAUUGAUUACAGUCUAUUGUGUACGAUCUGUUGUGACCAUACAGCGACGGUGACCCUCCAGCCCUGUGGACAUGAUGGGCUCUGUGUCGAAUGCGCGUAUUCCUUGGAUAUGUGCCCGUUGUGCCGAUCCCGUAUUUUCCAGCGACAAAUGUUUCCAAGCAGUGAAUCCAAGGACGCAGGCUCGUCCGUGAUCAAUUGUAUUGAUGGGCUUGGAAUAUCGGGUUUGGGAUCCAGCGAUGAGAGCAGCGUCAACACCUCGGCCCUGGGCCUUUCGGCUUCGAGCACAUUGACUUCUACGUGGUCUGCCGAGUACUGUGGCCCCGCACCGCCUGUCGUGAACUUGGGCCGAGCUUCUAUGCCCUCAUCAAGCAAUACGACCACGACUACGACUACGACUGAGGAUGUGACUACUGGUGACUCUAAUGCUCAUUCGGAUACAGAGGCGGCGGCCUCUGUGGCAGCGGUGGUAAUGGCCGCAACAGCGGCGCCGAACAGCGAUCCACUACUGCCCCAACGUCAAUCUCAACACCAACAGCAUCAACAGCAUCAGCCGCGACAGAGUGCCCCUUUUCCUUAUACUCGUUCUCCAUCGACAGAAUCAUUGUCUUCACGUCGGAGGUACACACUUGCGGGAUCGUUACCGUCACCAUCACCGGGACUGGCGGCGAAUCGGGUUGCGUUGGAGGAUGAGUGUCUUCAGGACCCGUUCUCGCCACCGUCAACGGCGUACUUUGCAUUCUUGAAUCGGCCACCGAGGAUGCAGCGGAGCCAGUUACAUCCGAUGGAUUUGGAUGGGGAUGUGGAUCCGUUGGAAGGGCCCGUACGACAGUUACAUUCACGGCAUCCGUUGUCGUCGUCGGAGGGGAACGACCAGGCGAACCUGCGGUUCCGGGCGACAUCAGGAUUGUUGACAGGGAAUAAUAGGAGUGCGCCAUCAGUGCCGUCGGUGGGGUUGGGUUUGGAACUGAAUCCGUCUGGACCGGUUACGGAUGAUCCGAUCUUUGCUUCAGCUGCCAUGAGGCAGGAGGAUUCGCUGGAGUCAGAGUCAGAGUCAGAGGAGGACGUGGUGUUGGUGGAGGAAGGACGGGAGGCGUCGGAUAGUGAGGUGAUGGAGCAGAGCGCGUUGGAUUUCCAGGAUGGACACUCGAUCCAUUCUCGAAGGAACAGUGUGCAGAUCACGGCGGGAGCGUCUUUGGCACCGGCGCCUUUGUUUCCUCCGGCUAUUCCUUCGUCUUUGACUGGGACGCAUACUGGUGUGGGCGGGGCGAUGAUGCUGCCACCUGGGCUGAUGAUGUCGUCGGCGAUGGCUGGAGGGGGUAGUGGGUCAGGUACGACGAUGCGGUUUGGAGGACGACGGGCGUCGAUGCCCAGUAAUCGAUUGGAGAUGUAGUUGAAGGGGGAGGGGGGUCCCCCCAUGAAACAGCACCACCGCAGAAAAAGAAAAGAAAAGAAAAGAAA